AUGGCUCAUCCCACGGCCACUGCUUAUCCCAAUGUUGCGGCACACCCUAAUGUGACUCAUUCCGAUGCCACUGAUCAUCCCAAUGUAGUGGCUCAUCCCAACCACACCUACACGGCGCCAAACUUGAAUGCCCAUGAAGCUCCAACGAUGUAUCCUCAACAAGUUAUGCCUCAGCCUGAACCGGCAGAUUACCAAAACAACUACAAUCACAACCCGCAAGAUUAUCGUUCUAAUGAAUACUACUCAGAACCGUAUGAAACUUACAGCACUCCUAAUGAUCAUCAGGACCAACCAAUCGCCCAGGAGCCCUUUGAAAACUACCAUGUACCCGUGGAGGAACACGGGGCAUCGCAUAUCAUUCCUAACGACCAAGACGGUGUUGUUGUUCCCGUUGUUCAGGAGAAUAUUGUAAAUAGCGCUGAUCAUCUUGUACAGCCCCCAUCGGCUCCUGGCAGUCCUGACACGAAGGAGAAAAAGAGAAAAAAGAAGAAGAAGAAGUCAAGGAAAAAUGAGGAACCUCCAAUGAAUGCUUUAGUGCCAACAGGAUUCUUUCCUCCCGGCCCACCUCCUAACUUCAUGCCAGAAGGUCCAGAAGGUAGUUACUUUCCACCAUAUCCAACACCAAUGUUGCAAGAACCCUUACCAGAAACCAAUGAACACGAAAAGAGAAAGAAGAAAUCCAAGCGAAAAGACGCUUCCGUGUCUCCAAUAAGAGAAAACAGGAAUAUGGCUCCACCUCAAUUAGAUCAACCAGGAAAUGGCCAGCUGAUUACAAUGACUAACGACUCUAUCCCCACCAUAGCAGCGCCAAUGGAAGAAGCUGAUCAGCCUCCUUUACCCCCUUCGAAGGACACUCCUCGUCACGAACAACAAAGAGCAAGAACUCCUGAACACUUGCGACCAAGGUCCAAGCAGCAGCUAACAAAAUCACCAAAUCUCAGCGCUGAUGUAGGAUUGUCGCCAACUUUGACUGCUUCUGGUACACAUGUCACACAUCAGCCACAAUACACCUCGAACCUUUCACUCACUGCCGGUAUCCAUGGCCCCUCACCCAAUCAGGGCAUGCCAGGUUCUGAUACAGUGAAGCUGCAAUCAUUGAGUCCACUGGCCAAGACUUCAACAUCAUGGCUCGCGACCAGCAUCGUCAUCGCCUCAACUAAGACUGCAAAUCUCUUUCCAUCAAGAUUCAUCGAGCCGUGGUCCGUCUCCACAACACGCUCCACAGCCUCAACAGCGUCACCCACCUCAUCAACAAUCUUACCAAUCUCAAGAAUAUAA
This is a messenger RNA of Meyerozyma guilliermondii ATCC 6260, 1278 nucleotides long. RefSeq lists its product as uncharacterized. The coding region runs from base 1 to 1278 and encodes 425 amino acids. The transcript has a single exon. The record is from RefSeq and is a predicted model, not a curated record. Lineage: Eukaryota; Fungi; Ascomycota; Pichiomycetes; Serinales; Debaryomycetaceae.